AUGCGCUGGGUCGGUCUUCGCCAACUUUCUUCUCUCUCGAAACCGCUGCGACGAAUUGAGUCUGCAAAACAGUUAGCUCGGAGAAUGGCUUCUCUUCCUGACACCUAUGACGGCCCCGUCCGCAUCGCUGUCAUCGGUGGCACUGGCCUGCGUGAGCUCCCUGGCUUUACACAAGUUGCCUCGCUGUCUCCCUCAACCCCGUGGGGCACGCCCUCUUCGCCGAUCACCAUUUUGCACCACCAGUGUAAGCACAAUGACAAGGUUGUUGCCGUCGCCUUCCUGAGCCGACACGGCCUCCACCACCAGCUGGCACCCCACGAGGUCCCUGCCCGCGCCAAUAUCGCGGCGCUCCGCUCCAUCGGUGUCCGCAGCAUCAUCGCGUUCUCCGCCGUCGGCAGUCUUCAAGAGGCGAUCAAGCCGCGGGACUUUGUCAUCCCUGACCAGAUCAUUGACCGUACGAAGGGGGUGCGGCCUUGGACCUUUUUCGAGGGCGGCGUCGUUGCUCACGUUCCCUUCGGAGACCCCUUCGAUGAGGGCAUUGCCAACGUGGUGCGGGCAUGUGGACACAGCUUGGAGGGAGACGGUGUGGUGUUGCAUGACCAAGGCACUCUUGUCUGCAUAGAGGGUCCCCAAUUCUCCACCCGUGCGGAGAGCAAGGUGUACCGCUCCUGGGGUGGCAGCGUGAUCAACAUGUCUGCCCUCCCCGAGGCCAAGUUGGCCCGCGAGGCUGAGAUAGCCUACCAGAUGAUCUGCAUGUCCACGGACUAUGACUGCUGGCACGAGUCCACAGCGGGCGUCACCGUCGAGAUGGUCAUGGGCCACAUGAAAGCCAAUGCCGAGAAUGCCCGCCGCUUUGUGACCACUGUUCUCGACGCAUUGGCUGGCGAUGAGCACUCCGAGCUUGUCCAGGCCAAGCACCUGGCAGGCUCGAUCAAGUUCGGUGUCAGCACCCCUCAGCCCCAUUGGAACCCCGAGGCCCGAAAGAAGCUGAGCUGGCUGUUCCCGAGCUACUUUUAA
Molecule: messenger RNA, 1017 nt
Organism: Penicillium alfredii
Lineage: Eukaryota; Fungi; Ascomycota; Eurotiomycetes; Eurotiales; Aspergillaceae
Product: S-methyl-5-thioadenosine phosphorylase
Exons: 3
Coding region: 1-1017 (338 amino acids)
Biological process (GO): nucleoside metabolic process
Cellular component (GO): cytosol
Molecular function (GO): S-methyl-5-thioadenosine phosphorylase activity
Source: RefSeq, a predicted model, not a curated record